AAUAGGUCGGUCGCUAUAAUAUUGCAAACAAAGCCAACAUCCAACAACACAAACUGUAUAUCUAGUGAAGCAGAUUAUGUGUGUCUUGCCGGUGCUUCUACAGAGACGAGACACAGCCAGGCAAGACCGAGACGAGACCCAUGCGAUGUGCCUGUGCUGUUUUAUAUAGAAAAGAACCAGCUCUGAAGAGCCAACAACAAAUUUCACACAAAAAAUCCAUCAGAAUGAAUAUACGAUGACUGUGUGGACUGACUAUGGACGCAGUCGAGUCGUCGUUGCCCUGUCGGUUAACGUCGACGCCGAGCAGGUCUUUCCUUUGCCAGCGCAGCGCACAUCGUGCUUCGAAGAAAUCAUUUCAGGCCGGUUGUGCACUAAUGUGGGUUUAUCUGACUCGGUUCGGGUAGCUGGCUUCGUUUACUUGGUCGUUUGGCUGGCUGCCUGGGCUUGUUUUUUUAUAUCAGAGACACUCACACAAAGAUGAGGGCCCCAGCACACCAGCUUAAAAUAAAUGAGGUUCGGUCGACGUCAAUGUCGAUGUAGGUAUGUACAUGCCAAUGCCCGAUGCCGAGGCCUGUUUCUCGGUUUUGUAUUUGAGAGUUUAGUAGUCUGAAAGUAAACAUGAAUGAGCACGGAUUAUGGAUUGAAAGCGGAUGUCGCUCUCGCAAUAUUUUAACGCUAGAAGAGCGGGUUAAAGCGAUCAGAGAAUUUGAUCGUACACCUGUUUAUCAACGAGUUGCUGACUUAAUGAAUUGCAGUGCCAAACAAAUAAGAAACAUCGUAAUGAACAGAGAAUCAAUUUUACUGUACUAUGCUAGCAAGACUGGAGAAUGUCAAGGCGGGUUUUCAAAACAUAAUGACCGUCAGGAAAAACUCGAACUACUCAAUCGGGUGAUGUUUGAAUGGAUUCAGCGAUCUCAAGCUAGAGAAGAUAUCGGAAGGAUUUCGACAAAACUUAUUCGGACAAUAGCUCUUGAUGUUAAGAAUCAACUUAAGGUCCCCCGUUUCUAUCCGAACGGCAUGUGGCUUGAAACUUUUAUGGCACAAUACGAUAUAACCGAAGAUGACUUGCUAUGCCAAAAUGUCUAUAAUCGUUCCAAGGAGCCAAAAGAAGGUCUUUCAUUGAAAAUAUCGGAUAUUGUUGAUGACGUCAAUAAUAUGGUUGGCGAAACAGAAUAUAAACUGUAUAAGAAGGAGCCAAAGGAAGCUUCAUCAUAUAGUGGCAUGAAUGUUGCUGUUGAUAAUAGUUCCAUGCUGUUUGAAAAUUCAAAUUCUGAAACGGGAGAUGAUUAUGAUGAAGUGCGAGUUGUUAUUGAAGAAGACGAUGGCGAGGAUGAAGAAUAUGAUUAUAUGGUCCCGGCUGCUAAGAUAAGAAAAGUUGAGACCACGUCAAAUUCAAAAUCUAACAACGAGAGAACUAUCGAUACUUAUGAAGAUGCUCUGCGGCACUUGAAACCUUUGGAAGAUUUUGUACUGUUGGAGGAGAAUUUUCGAGCUAUCGGCGUUAUUUCUCAACUGGAAUCGAUAUUCAGAAAUCCAAGUCGAUUUCAAGAAUAAGUUUUUUAUUUGUUGUAAGGAAAAGAGAAUUUUGUAAAGUUUUUUGUUUUUAUUCUCUCUGUAAAUAUUUAUUUUAUGUUAUUUAGUGAUUGUUGUACUUCUAUUUCGAAUAUAAGGUACCUACUUGUAAUUAGCAGUAAGUUUUUUUUUAACCAUACAAUAAAAAAUGAAUUG
Episyrphus balteatus (marmalade hoverfly) is the source of this 1728-nucleotide messenger RNA. RefSeq lists its product as uncharacterized. The record is from RefSeq and is a predicted model, not a curated record. Gene Ontology annotation, molecular function: DNA binding. NCBI's taxonomy places the organism in Eukaryota, Metazoa, Arthropoda, Insecta, Diptera, Syrphidae. The transcript has 3 exons. The coding region runs from base 619 to 1554 and encodes 311 amino acids.